This is a messenger RNA of Eucalyptus grandis, 877 nucleotides long. Its product is annotated as nuclear transcription factor Y subunit C-3. The record is from RefSeq and is a predicted model, not a curated record. The transcript has a single exon. Lineage: Eukaryota; Viridiplantae; Streptophyta; Magnoliopsida; Myrtales; Myrtaceae. Gene Ontology annotation, cellular component: nucleus. Gene Ontology annotation, biological process: regulation of DNA-templated transcription. Gene Ontology annotation, molecular function: DNA-binding transcription activator activity, RNA polymerase II-specific; protein heterodimerization activity. The coding region runs from base 277 to 633 and encodes 118 amino acids.
CUAGCCGGCCAUAGUGAUAUCUCCAGUUUUUCUCACGCAUGACCACUUCUCCUUAUAAAAGCCUCCAUUGGUCUCUCCAUUUUCACUCACCAAUCGCUUCUCUUCGUCUUCCUUCGCAUCAUUCCUUCAAAAGUGACUUCAAAGCAGUCAUCUCUCCGUUCUCUUUGAACCUAUAAACGAUUAUUCGCGGUUGGUCUCUCAAUCCUAAAAACCUUCCGCGCCAUACAACAUCACGCGUGCAUUUCGCGAUCAAUCCGAGCGACGAGAGCAGUCGUCAUGAGGCAACCCGGCGUGUAUUCAGGGAUGCUGUCUGGAAUCUCUGGCAAAACCGGGCCUCACUCUCUGCCCCUCGCGAGGAUCAAGAAGAUCAUGAAGAAGUCCGGUGAUGACGUCAAGAUGAUCUCCGGCGAAGCACCAAUCGUGUUCUCCAAGGCCUGCGAGCUGUUCAUCGAGGAACUCACCAAGCGGUCUUGGAUGAUGACCAUGCAAGGCAAGAAGAGGACGCUGCAGAAGGACGACGUGGCUUCGGCAGUCGCGGCGACCGACAUCUUCGAUUUCCUUGUCAACUUGGUUUCGGAGCCUCCGAACACCGACGAGGACGCUGCGGGAGGAACUAACAUUAUCGAGCAUUAAUCUCAGAGUAAGUUUAGCUUCCCACCAUUGACAUGGUAAUGGAGAUUCUUAAAUAGCUCGGACGUAUAUGGGAAACUGUGUUUUAUUGGAUAUAUAAUUAUGUAUCAAGUAGAACAAGCCGAAACAGCUUUAUUUAACCUAUAAGAGGCUUCUUGCUUGGAGAGAGAGAUUCCUGUCUGAAUCUUUUGUUCUAUUCAUGCGCUCAUUAUGGUCUACUUACAUAAAUUAUAUCAUUCUAAGCUUG